This is a messenger RNA of Struthio camelus australis, 1897 nucleotides long. The record is from RefSeq and is a predicted model, not a curated record. NCBI's taxonomy places the organism in Eukaryota, Metazoa, Chordata, Aves, Struthioniformes, Struthionidae.
UUCUCAUCCAUGUAAUAAAUUUCCAACGAAUGUGCCUGAACUCUUGGGAGUUCAAACCACCUUAAAGGGCCAAGCAACGCUCAGAAGCAGUGCUCAUAGCAAAAGGGUACGGAGUCCAUAAAGAUGGAAAAUGGACAAAGCACAGCAGCUAAACUGGGGCUUCCUCCCCUCACACCUGAACAGCAGGAAGCUCUCCAGAAAGUUUCCGAAGCACACGUCUCAAAUCCACGAUUUAGAGUCUGCCGUUCCCUGGCACCUCCCAAACACGUACAGCCAUGGAAAGCAGGCAAAGAAGUAUGCAAUGGAGCAGAGUAUCAAGAGUGUGCUGGUGAAGCAAACCAUCGCCCACCAGCAACAGCAGCUCACCAACUUGCAGAUGGCAGCAGUGACAAUGGGCUUUGGAGAUCCUCUCUCACCUUUACAAUCGAUGGCAGCUCAGAGGCAGCGCGCCCUGGCCAUCAUGUGUCGUGUGUAUGUGGGCUCCAUAUACUAUGAACUGGGAGAAGAUACCAUUCGUCAGGCCUUUGCCCCAUUUGGACCUAUAAAAAGCAUUGAUAUGUCCUGGGACUCUGUUACAAUGAAACACAAGGGUUUUGCCUUUGUGGAAUAUGAGGUGCCUGAAGCUGCUCAGCUGGCCUUGGAACAGAUGAACUCUGUCAUGUUGGGGGGAAGAAAUAUAAAGGUUGGAAGACCGAGUAAUAUAGGCCAGGCACAACCAAUUAUAGACCAGCUAGCAGAAGAGGCAAGGGCUUUUAACCGCAUCUAUGUGGCAUCUGUUCAUCAGGAUCUUUCAGAUGAUGACAUCAAGAGUGUGUUUGAGGCCUUUGGAAAGAUUAAAUCCUGCACCCUAGCAAGGGAUCCUACCACAGGAAAACACAAAGGCUAUGGUUUCAUUGAGUAUGAGAAAGCACAGUCUUCUCAAGAUGCUGUUUCUUCUAUGAACCUCUUUGACCUUGGGGGUCAAUAUCUCCGAGUUGGUAAAGCUGUCACUCCUCCAAUGCCUCUCCUGACACCUGCUACCCCAGGAGGAUUACCUCCAGCUGCAGCUGUUGCUGCAGCAGCUGCUACAGCAAAAAUCACAGCACAGGAGGCAGUGGCAGGAGCUGCAGUUCUUGGCACUUUGGCAACUCCUGGGCUGGUAUCUCCAGCACUGACUCUGGCCCAGCCGUUAGGGGCGUUGCCACAGGCUGUAAUGGCAGCACAGGCACCAGGAGUCAUUACAGGUGUAACCCCUGCUCGACCUCCCAUUCCAGUCACUAUCCCACAAGUGGGAGUUGUGAAUCCUAUCCUAGCUAGUCCCCCAACGUUGGGCCUGAUGGAAGUCAAAAAGGAGAAGGAGGAGGAGGAAGUGUUCCAGGAGUCAGAGAGACCAGAGAUGUUGAGUGAACAGGAACACAUGAGCAUAUCUGGCAGCAGUGCCCGUCAUAUGGUGAUGCAGAAGUUGCUUCGUAAACAGGAGUCAACUGUGAUGGUGCUGCGCAACAUGGUGGAUCCAAAGGACAUUGAUGAUGACCUAGAGGGAGAAGUGACAGAAGAGUGUGGCAAGUUUGGGGCUGUGAACAGGGUCAUCAUCUACCAGGAGAAGCAGGGAGAAGAAGAGGAUGCUGAGAUCAUUGUCAAGAUCUUUGUGGAGUUCUCCAUGGCCUCUGAGACUCACAAAGCCAUUCAGGCUCUGAAUGGGCGCUGGUUUGCAGGAAGAAAGGUGGUGGCAGAGGUAUAUGACCAGGAGAGAUUUGAUAACAGUGACCUGUCAGCAUGAACUUUACUUGAAAGAGACUUCUCCCUAGCCCCAUCUGCCUGUCUGUUUUUUUUUUUAGCCAUGCGUAAGGAACGCUCCAGGGUGGGCGCAGAUCUCUGUGAUGUACUUGUAGUUUGGAUAAAAGCGCAAAGAAAGCUA